CUGUUCCCGGCGGGUUCAAGCCAUGCUCACUCUCGCCGACCCAACAAGGCACUGACAUGGCAUCACUUCUUCGCUGGGCUACAGGUUUAUACCGUCGGGCUCCGUUACCUCCCAGGUCAUUUGCCAACCUUCGUUAUGAAACGAUCCCCGAGAGCCUGAAGAUCGAGGAAGAGACACUCCCAGAUUACCUCCCACAACGGUUUUACCCGGUUCGUCUCGGCGAAGUCCUAGCUUCACGCUACCAGGUUGUUGCUAAACUGGGUUACGGUGUAACGUCUACAGUUUGGUUAGCGAGGGAUCUCAAUCAACAUCGACAUGUUGCUGUCAAGGCCUUUGUCCGUGCGGCCGCCAUGGGUUCCCGACUCAACCAUGAACGGAAUGUCUAUCAGCGUAUUAACAAUGGACCCCGAUCCCACCCUGGGCGAGACGCCGUACGCUCAUUGCUCGACGCCUUUCAGCUAGAGGGCCCUGAUGGCGAGCACCAGUGCCUCGUGCACCCUCCUCUUUGGGUAAAUCUUCAGACAUUCCUCGAUUCGAAUCCGGUGGGGAGACUGCCCAAUCCAGUCCUAGCCGUAGUUCUCUACCGUCUAUUCCAGGGCCUAGACUACCUUCACAGUGAAUGUGGCAUCAUCCACACGGACAUCAAGCCGGACAACAUCAUGUUUGGCUUCAAUGACGAUUCGCCUCUGGCAGAAUUCGAACAGGCCGAGCUGGACAGCCCUAGCCCUCGCAAGGAAGUGAACGGAAGGGUUAUCUACGUGACUCGGCAGAUACCAAUGCCCAAGUCCCUUGGACCGCCAGUCUUGUGCGAUUUCGGGGCUGCUGUUUUUGGAGACAAGCUCCACGACGAUGAUGUCCAACCUGACCAGUAUCGGUGCCCGGAAGUUAUCCUUGAGAUUCCAUGGAGUUACAAGAUUGAUGUUUGGAACAUCGGGUGCUUGGUCUGGGAUCUUUUUGAGGGCGGUCAUCUGUUCCAUGGCACUGAUCCCGAACAUGGCGUCUAUCGCGGAAGGGCUCACCUUGCUGAGAUGAUUGCUCUCCUGGGGCCACCCACCCCUGAGCUUAUCAACCGGGGAAACCUGAAGGCCAAGUUCUUCUCAAAGUCAUGUGAAUGGAAAGCAGGGAUCGAGCCCUUGCCCCCUGUGUCACUAGAGAAAUUAGAGAUGACUUUGGAGGGCGCGGAUAAGCAGCUGUUUCUACAGCUCAUGAAAAAGCUGCUCCAAUGGGCCCCGGAAGACCGCAUGGCGCCAAGAGAGCUCAUCAAGGAUCCGUGGGUAGUGAAGCAUCUCUUCGGUUGAGUCCGAACUCGUGUGAGCGGCGUGAGGGCUAUUCGUGCCUACGGUUGGCUUACCCAUGUAAUACUAUGUAUUAUAUGGAGAAAAGGGACUAAGAUCAGUCCGCUCAGAGCCUCAUGGCCCACCUCUUGACGUCGGCAACUCGUUAAUGCUGGAUGUGUGUUCACGAC
Molecule: messenger RNA, 1465 nt
Organism: Chaetomium fimeti
Lineage: Eukaryota; Fungi; Ascomycota; Sordariomycetes; Sordariales; Chaetomiaceae
Product: kinase-like domain-containing protein
Exons: 5
Coding region: 57-1298 (413 amino acids)
Biological process (GO): protein phosphorylation
Molecular function (GO): protein kinase activity; ATP binding
Source: RefSeq, a predicted model, not a curated record